Messenger RNA from Magnolia sinica, 3242 nucleotides. RefSeq names its product dual specificity protein phosphatase PHS1. The coding region runs from base 142 to 2976 and encodes 944 amino acids. Gene Ontology annotation, molecular function: protein tyrosine/serine/threonine phosphatase activity. The transcript is spliced from 11 exons. The record is from RefSeq and is a predicted model, not a curated record. Gene Ontology annotation, biological process: cortical microtubule organization; protein dephosphorylation; response to abscisic acid. NCBI's taxonomy places the organism in Eukaryota, Viridiplantae, Streptophyta, Magnoliopsida, Magnoliales, Magnoliaceae.
GCAAUCUCCUCCCUCACUCCCCCCUCUUGCCCUUCCUGAAAAAAAGCGUCUCUUUUCCGCAAAAAGAGCACGCCAUUGCCAUCUCUCUCUCUAGAAAAAAAACCCCUCCAAAAAGGACGUCUCUCUUUCUCUCUCCAUUCCAUGGCACUUGAAUACCAAAAAGCAGAACACGAACCUGCAAUCAUCACUCCCAUCAACCUCAAAAUUCUCCAACAGGAAAUCCAAGAACAACAACAACAAGAAGAGGAAACUGCCUCAUCGCCUCACGUUUCUUCUCGUGUGCUGUUUCUGUUAGGAGAAAUUUCGACGGGCUCUCCCUUCCGAUUCGCCCAAUGGUUGGAGUCAGUGCGUAGACGCAGGGGCCAAUAUCGAUCUUUGGGCUUUCCAAAUCGUAUGCAGAGUCUGGAAACUAUGCCAUUGAGGUUGCCGUCUGCCAGCCAACAGAGUGCAGGAGAUACACUUGCUGAUUCAAUAAAUUCACAGCCUUACGAACCAGCUCCAGAGAUCAGUUUGUGGGAAAGACUCGGUAAAGCUGCUAUGUUGGACAUUGAGUCAAGUGAAUUUUCUUGGUGCAUGCUUUCAUCUCUACACCAUACCGAACAUACUAGCAGCACCGAACAUUCUGAGGAUGAAAUGAAUCGAGCUAUUGAGGUGACUGUAAAUUCUGGAGGAGUUGUUUUCUUCGCCCUGUUCAACAGGCCUGAGAACAAUGACCUCCUGCCACAGGAAGCGGCCGCAGUCAUAAAGAUAUCUUCGACAAGGAUGGCCACACAAUCUGAACGCCUGGGCUAUGAGCUUGCAAAACUGCUAGGAGUUCGAACACCGCAGGCUAGAGUCAUUCAUCAUUCUAGCCCUGAAUGGCAGCAGAUCAAGGAUUCUGUAGAGAAAGCAAGAGAUGUGGCAGUCAUGGAGGGAGACGAAUCCAGUCAAGUGACAUGUUCAGAACUGUUGGAGGCUCUUGAAAUGAGUCGGUGCCUACUUCUGAUGAAUUACGUCCAUGGCUCGCCUCUUCUAGAAAGUCCAAAUGCAUUUGCUUUGCAGGAAGCUGCUGAAAAUACAGCUGCAGCCCUUGGCCGGAUCUUGAUGUUGGACCUUGUUCUUAGGAAUGAAGAUAGACUCCCGUGUCGUCAGCUUGGAUGGCGUGGCAAUUCUGCAAAUCUACUGUUUGCAGACAAAGCGUCCAUUGUAGACAUGGAUGCAUUGGAAGAAGCCUUUGAUUCUGCAUUGAGAAGACACAGACCGAGUGUAAUUAGAGCUCUUCAAAAAGAUAGAAGAUCCAUCUCGAUAGACAGCCGAUUAAGUCCCUCUAACCCCGAACUGGUAUCUCAGAGCUUAGAUGCAUCUGAUAUGAUGGAUACCCCAAAAUCCACGAAUACAGCCACAAAGAAUCAAGUCUCUCACGAAUCCAAAUCUUCUGAUUUUCACAUUGUGGCUAUUGACUCUGGUGUUCCACGCCGACCUCCCGCAGGCAAACGUGCAAAUGAUCAUGCCCAUUAUCCAAAGCUAGUCGAGCUCCUCCUCAACAGUGCUGAUUACUCGUCAAACGUGCUAUAUGAAAUUACAGGAGGAAAGAUUGGGUCUCCUGAAGAGUCUGCUACAGAGACUGGGCCAAGUCAUGACACAACUGUGAUUGUUCAUGAGUUCCGGGCUGGAUUUCGUGCGGCUCUGAGGGACCUUCAGGGUUUCCAUAUAUUCCUUCUAACGCUUUACCAGAAGCUCGAUAGCCUCUUACGGGCGUUUCUGUUGAUAAUCAAUAAAAGUUCCCCGGGGGAUAUUGAUAGGGAGGAUACUGGGGUUUCGGAAUCACCAUCACUAGCAGCAGGAUUUUGGCUGAACUGCCCCUCCCCUGGAAGUAAGGAACGGGCUAUUGGGGAAGCUCCAGCGGAUUUAAGUGACUCUGAGUUGCCGAAAAUGACUUCCAAGUCAUCUUCUUCAGGAUCAAGAGAAAGCUCAGAUUCAGCUUCUCCUGCCCUACGUGAUAAUUGGCAUGGAAGGUUCUCUAGGGGAGUUGGGGAGCCUCUUCGUAGUCUACGCCUAACAAUGAAGCUCCGUGACUUCAACAAAUAUGCCAAGGUGGAUGCGGAGUUAAGUAGAGAGUUGGAACAGUGGAAUGAGAUGCUUAGAACCGAAGCAGUUAAACUCUGCCAGGAAAACAAUUUCAAUUCAGGUUUUUUCGAAGGGAGUGACAACAACAGUGUCAUUGAUGCCUAUGAGUUGAAGGUGAGACUUGAACACAUUCUUGAGAGGAUAGCCUUGAUCUCCGAUGCUGCAAACACGGAGCGGCCAUCUAUGAUUACAGGUAACAUGUUUAUUGGUGGAGCUCUGGCUGCAAGAUCUGUGUAUACACUCCAGCACUUGGGCAUUACGCAUAUACUGUGCCUUUGCUCGAAUGAAAUUGGACAGUCUGACUCUCAGUAUCCCGACCUUUUUCAGUACAAGAAUUUCUCUAUAAGUGACAAUGAAGAUGAGAAAAUCAGCAAUCUGUUUGAAGAGGCUUCUGAUUUCAUCGAACAUGUAGAGUCCUUGGGAAGAAAAGUUCUAGUCCAUUGUUUUGAAGGGAGAAGUAGAAGCGCCACAGUUGUUCUCGCUUACUUGAUGUUACGAAAGAACUUUACUUUAUUAGCAGCAUGGAAUGCACUGAAAAGGGUGCACCGCCGAGCGCAGCCCAAUGAUGGGUUUGCCAAGGCCCUUUUGGACCUCGAUAGGAAACUGCAUGGGAAUGCUUCGAUGGAGUGGCAGCACAGGAGACCGAUGAUGAAAGUGUGCCCGAUUUGUGGGAAGAAUGCGGGCCUGAGCAGUAGCUCUCUCAAGCUUCAUUUACAGAAGUCGCACAGGAAGUUAUCGUCGGGAAGUGUGGACAGCGCAAUGACCAUGGAAAUACAGAAGGCUUUGGUUGCACUAAAGAUUAGCCGGGGUGGGAGUGUCAGUCCGAACCAAAAGCAGCCUCAGUCGAAGGUUGAUGGAUUUUCUCCAUAAGUUUCUUCUUCUUUUGUGUCUAGUGGUGUAAAUUAAUUUUGGUGUGGACAGAUCAUCCACGAAAAAGAGUCGGUAUUUAGCAACCACCAAACCCAGAAGCAGUCUCAAUGGAUGGUGUUGAUGGGUUUGCUUGAUAGGAUCUGUUGUUGAGUGGUGUAAAUUAAUAUUGGUGGGGAAGGAUAAUCUGUGAAAGAAAUGUAGAUCCUUGUUUCAUACUGAGCUUAGUGAUCAAUAUAAUCAUGAAAUGUUUGAGGUUUUCAGGGUGA